UGCUGUUGUGAAUCUGUAAUACAAAGAAAGAAAUCACCAGGCUCAGGAUGCAUUCUUGCCCACUGUAUGGGUCUUGGAAAGACACUACAGGUGGUCACUUUUCUUCAUACAGUUCUCUUAUGUGACAAAUUGAACUUUACUACAGCUUUAGUGGUUUGCCCCCUUAAUACUGCCCUCAACUGGAUAAAUGAAUUUAAGAAAUGGCAAGAGGGAUUAGAAGAUGACAAAAAACUUAAGGUAUCUGAAUUAGCAACCAUGAAAAGCCCUCAAGAUCGAAGUAUUUUACUACAAAAAUGGCAAGACAGUGGUGGUGUCAUGGUCAUCGGCUACGAAAUGUACCGAAAUCUUGUACAAGGACGGAAUGUGAAGAGUAAAAAAUUAAAAACAGUAUUUAAUAAAACUCUUGUUGAUCCAG
Molecule: messenger RNA, 415 nt
Organism: Phascolarctos cinereus (koala)
Lineage: Eukaryota; Metazoa; Chordata; Mammalia; Diprotodontia; Phascolarctidae
Source: RefSeq, a predicted model, not a curated record